Messenger RNA from Panicum virgatum (switchgrass), 1144 nucleotides. RefSeq lists its product as uncharacterized. The transcript is spliced from 2 exons. NCBI's taxonomy places the organism in Eukaryota, Viridiplantae, Streptophyta, Magnoliopsida, Poales, Poaceae. The record is from RefSeq and is a predicted model, not a curated record. The coding region runs from base 327 to 755 and encodes 142 amino acids.
CGCGUUAAUGAAAGAAAGCAACCUUUUUCGUCUGAGCUCUAGCUUUGUGGAAUUGGGAAUUGGGACUAGUUGGCAUGUUUGUUUGUGGCUUCAUGAGCGUACUCAGAUCUAUAUCUACCGGUGGGACCUCGAUAUCUCGUUUACAAAAUUAGUGGCUCCAAUUCUCGCCCUGCAAUUCGGUGAACCAACUGAAGAAAUCUGUCUGCAUUUCUUCAAAUAUGCAUCCUUAGUGACUCAAAUGCAGGAAAUUGGAGGCUCUGCAUCUUGAUGAAAGGGGGAAAGAAUGUAGUUGUGCCACAAUUUACAAAUGUCGAAGACUGGGAGCAAUGGCGUCCACGAGGUUGCUCGUCGCGCUCUGCGUGGUGGCGCUGUUCGCCGUGAGGUCCGAGUCCCACGGCCUGGAGGACUUCACCGGCGGCGGGAGCGCGGAGGCGACGCCGGCGAUGCAGACCUUCUUCAAGCCCGAGGCCGCGGCGCUCCCGGAGGCCCUGGACGCGUCCAUGCCCGCGGCCACCACCAUGGCCGCCAAGCCGGAGGCCUCGGCGAUCCCGACCACCACCACCACCACCACGGCCGGGGCCGCCACCGGCACCACCGCCAGCACGGCUUCGGCCCCGGCGCGCAGGUCCGUGUCCGUGGCCGCCGGCGUGGCCUGCGGCGUCGCGGCCGUGGCGGUGGUCGGCAUCGCGGCCGCCGUGGCGUACGUGGUGCGCGGCCGGCGCGGCGCGGCGGUCCAGCUCGGCUCCUCCCCGUGAGCCGCAGCCUAGCUAGCGGGACCCACCCACCAGGCCUCUUGUUAUGAUAGGCCAUCAUUAUUAGCUGGUUACGAGCGUCAAUUUAGCUUUGCUUUUUGUACUAUUGAUGAUUUGGUUUGCUUUUGGCGUAGUAGUUUGAUUCAUCCGGUCAUGCCGGUGGCUAUCCUCGGUGAUGGAAGGAUGAUCACACGCUACAGGCCAGCAGCGGUGCAUUGUAACAUAAAAUAAUGCUGGUGUGUAGCGUGAUGUGUGUUGUCGUGUAUUCAGAGUUCAGACCUUGCUAUUGCUGCAUCAGGAUUUCAGGAUAUUAUGUGUGCUGUAUAAUGUUGCCGUGUUUCUUAGGAUAUUAGUUGAGGUGCUCCGGACACCUGAACUCUGUACCUUCCUAA